Molecule: messenger RNA, 1422 nt
Organism: Colletes gigas
Lineage: Eukaryota; Metazoa; Arthropoda; Insecta; Hymenoptera; Colletidae
Product: ubiquitin-like protein 7
Exons: 4
Coding region: 248-1333 (361 amino acids)
Biological process (GO): ubiquitin-dependent protein catabolic process
Cellular component (GO): cytosol
Molecular function (GO): polyubiquitin modification-dependent protein binding
Source: RefSeq, a predicted model, not a curated record
UUGAAAGUUUAUUUACAAUAGCGUAACGUUAAUAAUAAUGAAACAAAUAUGAUUUAAAGUUUUUGAACGCUGAAUGUUCACCAUAGUAGUCGACUACAAAACAUUACAUAAAUACUUGAAAACAGUGGUUGAAGAUAAUACGCGUCAUGUAAAGUUCAGUGAAGUCGAUGAUUUCGUAAAAUCGAAGAGUAUAUCGAUUGCGAAGUGUAUCUUUUGUGAUUUAAAAUAGGAUUCUUCACUGAUAAUAAUGACUUCAGAAUUAUUUUUAGGCUUAUAUUUAGACCCUGAAACAUUUACCACGAUUAAAUUAAAUGAUGUUAGUUUUAAAAAUAAAGUUAAGGAGCUGAAAUGUGAGAUAGCUGGAAGGGUUAACCUAACAAGAGAAUCGUUUGAACUGAUUUAUUGUGGGAGCAUCCUUGAAGAUGACCUAACUCUAGAAUCUUAUGGUUUAAAAGGUGGUGCAGUGGUACAUGUUUUAAAAAAGAAGGAAACAGAGACAUCAACAGUACCUAAAUAUAUAUCAGAGGAUAGCAUUUUACAGCUUGUAUCUGCAUUUAAGUCUAUUACAGAUAAUCCUGUACUCCAGAGUACUUUGCAUCGUUUUAGCAAAAAGCCAGAAGUUUUAAGCAAUAUUAUUUCAUCGUUUCCUGGAUUACACGAAGACACAAUAGCAAUUGCUAUAUUACAAAAUGCUGACUUAAUGGCACACUUUACCGAUGUAGAUACUGUUAGAAGGUUUGCAGAGGUACAUCCACUUUUAGUAGAAGCUGUGCAUAAUAUAGCUGUUGCUGUUCACGAAGAGGCACACAACAAUGCAACCGUUAACUCCAACAAUUCAGUAUCCAACUCACAACCUGCUACUUACUCGUAUAAUUUAGAUAAUUUGAGCGAUGAAGAAAUGGCUGGAGAUUCUUCUCAAUCCUCAGAUUCUACGCAGCCACCAAAUUUGAACACUAAUUCAACAAAUGCUACAAUCAUUGCUGCAGAACUUGCAGCAGCGGUUUCCAGAGCAAGAGUUAGACGUUUUCCCCUUUCCAAUUCUUCCUCCUCUACUUCAGGUGGUGGUACAAAUGCUGGAGUAAUAACUACCGAAAUGUUCACGCAAGCUAUGCAACAAGCUUCUGCAGCAACACCAGGUUUAAUCAGUGAUCCUAUAUUGCCACCAAUUUUACCACCCGUUUUACCGCAAUUUACAGACUUGCAAAGACAGUUAGCACAGAUGCACGAAAUCGGACUGCAAAAUGAUACAUUGAAUAUUCAGGCAUUGCAAUUUACGAACGGUGAUGUUCAAGCAGCAAUUGAACUUGUGUUCAAUGGUUUUAGUAAUAAUUAGUUUAUUAAAAUAGCAUUUAGACAUAACAAAAUUCGCAAUUACAUGUUUUAUUUUUACGAAUUAAUUUAUGUCUGCUAUAUAAAGAUAAA